Molecule: messenger RNA, 2046 nt
Organism: Aspergillus oryzae RIB40
Lineage: Eukaryota; Fungi; Ascomycota; Eurotiomycetes; Eurotiales; Aspergillaceae
Product: UNC45-central domain-containing protein
Exons: 1
Coding region: 1-2046 (681 amino acids)
Source: RefSeq, a predicted model, not a curated record
AUGUACGAUAGAGGCGAUGGCGCUGCAGUAUGUCUCGAUACCGUCGUGUUGGAUCCUUCUGUAUGGCCUUCUGAGGCUGCUCGCUUGCAUUGUGAGCGCGAGCUUUUCCUGCUGUUCAUCGCUAAGCUCAUGGAGUCAGGCCAUGACCUAGACGGUCGCUCUCUCAAGGGAAUCGCGCGACUCCUUGCUGUUGAUGCAUCCAAGUUGCAGGACCAAGUUGAUGAUGAAGAAUUGGAUGUAAUCCUGUCCUCCUUGGAUCAUCGGCUGCCCCUUGAGUGGAGGAGCCAAGCUACUUUGGCGACCGUCAAGUACCUUGAAGCAUCCAAGGAAACCGGACAGAGCCGAUUCACCAAGCUCAUCUCUGCCAGACUUACCAAGGGGCGCGUUGAUGACCAUAUCAUCGCAUUUUCGGCUACAGCCGCUGUUUUUCCUGUAGUCCCGGAGAUCGCGGCUACUCUGUUCUUAUCGGAAGAAUUUAUGGCCUCCUUGAAGCCUGUAUCUGCUAGAGAUACCAAGCGCCGGAGGGUGGAGGUUUCAAUGUUGGAACUAUUGAAUGCUGCUUGUAUCAACAAGGCCUGCCGCGAAGCCAUCGCCAAGAAUUUCUCUGAUUGGCUUUCUCACACCUUGACGAACGGCAGCGAUGAGUCGUCCGAAUUGGCAGCGGUGGUAUUGGCUAAGAUACGUGUUUCUGACAAGGAUGCGGGAUCUAAUGGUCAGGUGCAGGGUGAUGAUGCCAGCGUCGCCGAAUUGGUUGAACGAUUUAAGACUAUAAUGUCAAGCCGCAGGGCUGAGAAUAUUCAAAACGUAAUUGAGGGCUUGGCAUACUCAUCUGUGAAGCCGAUUGUGAAGGAACAACUUGCCAAAGACUCGACUUUCCUGCGGGAUCUAGUCAAGGUCUUGCAUGAGAACUUGAGCGAUUCGUCGGUCCUCUAUGGUGGCCUCAUGAUUAUCGUGAACAUCACCCAGUUUCUUCCGAAUUUGACCGAAGAACAAAAGAAGAUGUCUCAACUCAAGUCGUAUGCAGAGGCGUCUCCCGAUGCCCGGGCGGGUCUAAACCCUCUCGAGAAGGAUGAAAGCGUUAUCGCUCGUUGCAAUGCCGUCAUUGAAGCUGGCAUUAUGCCGCUUUUUAUUGAGUGCAGCAAAACAAACCUCCCCUCUGUCCAGGGCCUUGUAAGCAAAAUCACUCUUUCACUGUCCCGGAAUCAGAAAACCAGAGGAACCCUAGCCCAGCAGGGUGGUGUCAAACUAUUGCUCAAUAUUGGCACUUCGAGACAGGGGGUCUCUGGUUCGAUUGCAAACGACGCUGUUCCUAAUGCCUCCCACGCAUUGGCACGCAUUCUUAUCUCCGUGAAUCCGUCACACGUGUUCCCUCCGUCUGGAUUCCCGCAGGUUACUUCAGCUAUCCGACCCUUAACUGCGCUUCUGGUGGUCCCUGAGACUUCAGCGGACCAGCCACGCGAUCUUUUGCCCAUUUUUGAAAGCCUUCUUGCGCUCACAAAUCUCGCUUCUCAUCCGGAUGAAAGUGCGCCGGAUGCCAUUGUCCGACAGGCAUGGUCAGUGAUCGAGGACCUGCUGCUUUCCAACAGUCCCUUGAUUCAACGGGCUGCAUGUGAGUUAGUGUGUAACCUGAUGACUUGUGAGGCUGGGAUAGUGAAAUUUGCGGACGGCUCUAAACGGGCAGGGCAACGCCUGCAUAUUUUGCUAGCUCUGACUGACGCUGAUGAUAUUGCAACGCGGAGAGCCGCUGGAGGUGGCCUAGCUAUGCUCACUGAAUUUGAUUCCGUGGUCGCUGCCGUCUUGGACAAGCCUCGUGGUGUACCGCUCUUGCUACGUCUUUGCCAGGAAGAUGAUGAGGGGUUGUUGCACCGAGGGGUAGCAUGCGUGCGGAACAUGAGCUGCAUCGCGUCAGGUGAUAUUGGCCGGCGCGCAAAAGAAGCUCUCAAGAAGGGCGGCGCGGUUGAUAUACUGUCCAAUGUGCUGAAGAAGUCGAGGAAUCCCGCGGUCCUCCAAACCGGGGUUGAAGCAUUGAAGCCUCUCGUUGAGUAA